AUGGCCGUAGCACUUCCCAUUCCAUCCCUCGACGACAGGCCUUUCGGCGUGCACCUAUGGCCACACUUCAGCAAGGUCUUCGAGCUUGUCGCAGGCUAUCCUGCCGAUGAAUUUAAGUUCGUCGUGGGGAAGACGCCAAUAUCAACGUUAAAGGAGACAUCGAUCUUCGUGGCUGAGCUUCUUCCUACUGUUUCUCGGAAAGGCAUUUUCUAUGCUAUAUGCCAUUCUGAUGGUGGCUGGACAUCUCGCCUGGUUGUUCUCUACUACGUAGAUGUAAACAAAUAUCUCGAGCUCCUCGACACCAUCUUUCUGUUUCUGAAGACGAAGCCUUUGACAUUCCUCCACUGUUACCACCACGGUGCGACUGCCGUACUAUACUACACCCAACUUAUUGGCAACACUGCCGUCUCAUGGGUUCCCAUCACCCUGAACUUGUUGGCACAUGUUGUCAUAGGGGUCACGCGGCUGCAAAUUGUUCAAUUUGCCGUUGAUCUGGGCUUUGUCUAUUUCGCAUCUUACACCUACUUUGCCUCGACUUAUUUCCCUGGCAUGCCCAACGCGGGCCACUGCGCUGGGGAGGAGUUUGCCGCAUUUGCUGGUAUCAUCGUUAUCACUUCCUACCUUGUCCUCUUCAUCUUAUUCUACUUCGCCACGUACAAAAAGAUGGAAGCCCCCAGCGCCCGCAGAACGCUCCGACACAUGUCCCAGGCAAAGGCUCCGGGGUCUCACGGCAAAGUUAGAGCUACGGGGAUUUUGGCCAGCAAUGCUUCGACCCGGUCUCGAAAGGCCUAACCGUCAAACAACAAGUGACGGUAUCAGAAAGACUAUAUGCAUAUGUGUAUACAUAUGAUUUUCGGGAAACAAGACCGCGC
Aspergillus alliaceus is the source of this 872-nucleotide messenger RNA. RefSeq names its product elongation of very long chain fatty acids protein. Bases 1 to 792 code for a protein of 263 amino acids. Gene Ontology annotation, biological process: fatty acid elongation, saturated fatty acid; fatty acid elongation, polyunsaturated fatty acid; sphingolipid biosynthetic process. Gene Ontology annotation, molecular function: fatty acid elongase activity. Lineage: Eukaryota; Fungi; Ascomycota; Eurotiomycetes; Eurotiales; Aspergillaceae. Gene Ontology annotation, cellular component: endoplasmic reticulum membrane. The transcript has 4 exons. The record is from RefSeq and is a predicted model, not a curated record.